CCCGCCCGCCCGCCGCCGGCCUCACCUCUCGCUGCCGAUCAUUAAGCGCGCGGUUUGCUCGCUCCGUUGGUUGGCCGAGCGUGAAGUGAAGGAUGAGGAAGCUCGCCUUCCACGAGCAGAAGCUCCUCAAGAAGACCAACUUCUUGGAGUUCAAGCAUGGGAAGGGCCACCGUGAGGGCAACGUCACGCAGCGUUACCGCCUCGUCGAGAGGGACGACUACAAGAAGUAUAAUGGGAUAUGCCUAAUGGUGCAGAAGCAAGUGAACAUCAUCAAGCAGAUGGACCCGAGAGACCCUUUCAGGAUCGAGACGACGGACAUGCUGCUCGAUAAGUUGUAUAAUAUGGGUGUAAUUUCAACAAAAAAGAGCUUGUUAAAAUGUGAGAAACUUUCAGUGAGCUCCUUCUGCAGGCGAAGACUUGCAACAGUUAUGAUGAAGCUUAAGAUGGCAGAGCACCACAAAGAGGCUGUGACAUACAUCGAACAGGGCCAUGUGCGUGUAGGCCCAGAGGUGGUCACCGAUCCUGCCUUCCUUGUAACCAGGAACAUGGAGGACUUCAUCACCUGGGUGGAUUCCUCAAAGAUCAAGAAAAGAGUCAUGGAGUACAAUGAUGCAUUGGAUGAUUAUGAUGCCAUGGCUUGAGAGUAAUGCUCAACAGGAAUUUCGUUGGCUACCAAUAUGGGCUAUGGAGCUACUCAUCCAAUGUAUGAUAGGUCAAAAUCUGAGCCAGCUACUUGUUACAGAGCAGCUUGCAUGGGCUGUCUUACGUUGCAGAUGCUAAUACAGUUUUCUAGGUAUUUUUUAGAACAUUUUGUAGUUGGUUAAUGACACAUCAUCACAUAGAAAUUGUGAUAUUGGGUGCCGUAUCUGCAUGAUGUGAGUGUUGUCUGUUAAGGGUGUGCUUUACCUCUUUAUUUCCUGAAGUGGGUGCUCGAUGUUCAACCUGCA
Phragmites australis (common reed) is the source of this 947-nucleotide messenger RNA. RefSeq lists its product as uncharacterized. Bases 93 to 641 code for a protein of 182 amino acids. Gene Ontology annotation, biological process: rRNA processing. Gene Ontology annotation, cellular component: small-subunit processome; Mpp10 complex; small ribosomal subunit. NCBI's taxonomy places the organism in Eukaryota, Viridiplantae, Streptophyta, Magnoliopsida, Poales, Poaceae. The record is from RefSeq and is a predicted model, not a curated record. The transcript has 4 exons. Gene Ontology annotation, molecular function: rRNA binding; snoRNA binding; structural constituent of ribosome.